This is a messenger RNA of Paramisgurnus dabryanus, 2214 nucleotides long. RefSeq names its product SEC22 homolog A, vesicle trafficking protein (gene sec22a). Gene Ontology annotation, biological process: endoplasmic reticulum to Golgi vesicle-mediated transport. The record is from RefSeq and is a predicted model, not a curated record. Lineage: Eukaryota; Metazoa; Chordata; Actinopteri; Cypriniformes; Cobitidae.
AUGAACCGAAGACUGAACGAACUGAGCCGAAGCUGUUUCGAACGUGCGCGGAAGCACCAACUGGAAGAGCUCAUGGAUAAUGACUGUAGAAUAUUCGCAAAAUAACCCAAAAAGGAUUAUUAUGUUUCCGCAUGUUUUAAAUGGACUCUUGUUAGUAGAUGCCCACUAAGUUAAGUGUAAAAUGUCUAUGGUUCUGUUUGCGUCCGUGGUGAGAGUGAGGGAUGGUCUUCCUCUUUCUGCCUCCACGGAUCAUGAACAGGAUAAAGGACUUCAGGAGACUAAGAAACAGCUAAAGGGUCUCUCCAAAAAACUCAGCCAGUUUCCUGACCGCUGCUCACUCAAAUCUGGAGUGUACAACAUCAAUUUCACAAGCUCUCUUGGAGUUGGGUACCUGAUGGUUUGCACAGAGAACUAUCCCAAUGUCUUGGCCUUCAGCUUCUUGGAUGAACUUCAGCGGGAGUUCAUUGUUACAUAUGACACCAAGCGGAUCAACAGCGCUCUAAGACCGUUCUCAUUAAUUGAGUUUGAUAACUUUAUUCGGAAAACCAAGCAGCGGUACAACAGUCCACGUUCCCUCUCCACAAAGAUUAACCUGGCCGACAUGCAAACCGAAAUCAAGCUUCGCCCUCCCUAUCAGCUGUCUGCGGAGGACAUUGGAUCAAUCAACGGCUUCUCACAACACAAAUCUAAAUAUAAAGGCAUAGGUCCUAUACAAAUGCUGGAGCCUGUAACAUUGUCGGGUAUCGUCGCCUGCGUCUUAAGCGUCCUGUGCGGAGCUCUCAAUCUACUGAGGGGAGUCCACGCAAUAGAAAGUAUAUUACAGAACGAAGAUGAAGACUUUAAUUACGUAAUUGCUUUUUUUCUGGGGACUGCGGCCUGCUUGUAUCAGGUUUACCUGUUCGCGUGCUACUCGGUGUGGAGAAACUUCAAGUCGUUUCUGGCCUUUGCUAUGAUUUGCCUGAGUAACAUGUAUCUGUAUGAACUUCGAAACAUGUGGCAGAUCUUCUUCCAUGUGACAGUGGGAGCGUUCGUCACUUUACAGAUUUACCUAAGAAGACCGCAGGGCAAAGCGCCUGAUUACAACGUUUGAUCCCCUUGAACUUUUAAGGAAUACAAUCAUAUCCCAACUCAGUAUUGUCAUAACUGUUAUUCACUACUAUAACCCUGUCACCGGUUCAUCCGAGGAAUAAAACACUCAGGAUCGUGAAGCAGGGAUUUGACAGGUUUAUGCAUUUUGAUUUUUUUAUUGGUUUAAGCUCACAGAAAUGAAAUUCAUGCAUGAAAUAUUUAAAGCAAAUAGUUCUGUUUUGCAAAACUAAUAUAUUUUUCAGUUACAAUGAGUUAUUGACUUUUAAUGGAUGUUUGGGGUUGAAAGGGAAGUUCACCCCAAAAUUAAAAUUUCAUCAGCAUUACUUGCGUCAUACAGAUAUUGAAAGGCAUGUGUGUGAGGAAAUGAUGACAGAAUUUUAUAUUAUUGGGCGAGCUAUUCCUUUAAGAUGCUAUUAUAAAAAAUUGUAUAGAUUGUAUGAUUGUCUCAAUAUUGAUUGUUGAAACCAGCUCAUAUGCAAGAAAAUUUUAUUGCUGCCUACACACGAAAUGUACCAUUGGUAAUUUUUUAUCUUUUUACAUGCAUUUGUGCAAGCACAGAUAUCGAUCAUUUUGUUUUGUCAUAUGCUUUUAUUUGUAAGCCUAAUUUCAGAGUCACCGUGUUUUCAUAGUCAUUAGUCAGAUGUCUUUGCCCUGAAAGCAUAAUCAGAUGUGUUAUUUAUCAAGCAUGUCCUUGCUGCCUGCAGGUGUGUUUCCUGCAAAUGAAUGCUGUGGGCUUUGAGAGAAAUGGAAUCACGCUUUCCCUCCAAAGCCAAAAAAGUGCAAGCUGCCUUUCAUCAAUGUGUCUGUUUGCUCCCGAUGUUGUACAAAAUGUUGUUUUGUUUUCUGUUUCUAUUCACCUUGCUGGUAUUGCAUACUGCUUUCAUAACGCAAAUGACAGGUUGUACAGCUGAUUGACAGAAUAUGGGCCCAAAUAGCUCAAAAGCCAUCCUGUUUUUUUUCCAAAUGGUGUCAGCGAAUCUUCAUCAAGGAGAAUAUGUCAGAUACCACAGUGGUCUCAUUUAGGGGGUUGUUUAAGGUUAGUGCUGCCAGUCAAGUCUUUAUUUGUGUUUAAUGCUGAUGCCCUGUUCCAAAACCAUCAGUAAAAGUCUUGAAUUUGUUUACAUA